Limanda limanda (common dab) is the source of this 974-nucleotide messenger RNA. Its product is annotated as endonuclease V-like. Gene Ontology annotation, molecular function: single-stranded RNA binding; RNA endonuclease activity producing 5'-phosphomonoesters, hydrolytic mechanism. Gene Ontology annotation, biological process: DNA repair. Gene Ontology annotation, cellular component: nucleolus; cytoplasm. Lineage: Eukaryota; Metazoa; Chordata; Actinopteri; Pleuronectiformes; Pleuronectidae. The record is from RefSeq and is a predicted model, not a curated record. Bases 101 to 871 code for a protein of 256 amino acids. The transcript is spliced from 9 exons.
GCGAAACAGCCUGUCCAGUCCUCACGUUGUUUGUGUUGGUUGAAUUGUUCUGUAUACAUUUUCCUAUAUAUCAUUCAUAUACAUAUUCAAACAAACGCAGAUGUCUGCACCGCCAGCAGAGGAGCUGGUCAAACAGUGGGAGAGUGAACAGGCUCGUCUGAGACAGCAGGUGGUGGAGGAGGACACUGAAGACUGGCAGAGGACUCCAGGCUUCUCUGGCCUGGAGAGAGUCGGUGGAGUGGACCUCUCCUUCAUCAAAGGGGAUGACGUCAAUGCCUGCGCCCAGCUUGUAGUGCUCAGCUACCCCGACCUGGAGGUGCUGUAUGAGGACAGUCAGAUGGUGACUCUGACAGCCCCCUACAUAGCUGGUUUCCUGGCCUUCAGAGAAACCCCCUUCCUCCUGGAGGCUCUGCAGCGGCUGCAGAGGAAGCAGCCCACACUUCUCCCUCAGGUGGUGUUUGUGGAUGGGAACGGUCUCUUCCACUACAGAGAGUUCGGCCUGGCGUGUCAUCUGGGAGUGCUAUCCGGGCUGCCGUGUGUGGGCGUGGCCAAGAACCUGCUGCAGGUGCAGGGGGUGAACAAGGAUGAGGAGCACCAUUUGCAGAUCGCUGCUCUGCAGAAAGGAGGAGACAGCUUCCCACUCACUGCUGCCUCAGGCAAAGUGCUCGGAAAGGCGCUGCGUAGCUCUGAUAAGAGCUCCAAGCCAGUUUACGUGUCCGUGGGCCACAAGAUCAGCCUGGACACAGCUGUACGCCUCACACACUCCUGCUGCCGCUACCGGGUCCCUGAGCCCAUCAGACAGGCCGACUGUCGCUCCAGAGAAUACCUUCGCAUACACUUCUCAGCUGCAGACACAGAAAUCAAAGAAUGAGGUUGAUGACAGAAAGGAUCUCAAGAAUGUUGACACCAGCAUCUGCAGCAGCUUUGUGACGCUUCCAUUAAUGUGUGUGUGUGUGUCUUUGUGUGUGUGUGUG